CCGUCACAAUAACAACAGCUGGAAGCAGCUAAAGAUGGCCGCCGCAACCAUGGCGGGGCUCGACCAUGGGCUCGACGCCCACAGGAUGGAGGAAAAGAAGUUCGAAUAUUUCUCCUCUAUCAACUCCAUGGCAAAGAAAAUAAUGCAGGAGAGGGAGAAAAUCAAAGCCAACCACGGCUCGUCCUGGGAGAAAAUGACGCCGCAAGAGCAAGACAGCGCUAUCGACAACGGGAUGAUGGAUCCCCAUAUCCGAGCUCGAUACGCCAUGCACAGAGUUGACCGUGAAGAAGUGGUCUGUUACCCUAAACUGCUCAUUCAGACGGGUCAGAAGAUAGUUCAUUUCGGGGAAGAGGAUAUUACCUGGCAAGAUGAGCAUUCUGCCCCUUUCUCGUGGGAAACAAAGAGCCAGUUGGACUUCAGCUUGACAUCAGGCCCUGUUGACCAGGGAAUCUCAGCCUCGCAGGCAGACUUAAAGGCUGUAAAGGUACCUCAUUCCAGCCAGCUUGCCAAGAGUACACCAGGAGCUAAGGUGUCUGUAAGCGAGGGACGGAGACUAGAGGAAGAGUCGUCUUUCUGGAAGAUCAGCGCCGAGAGGUCUAGGCUGGAGGGAGAGCAAGCCAACUUCCAGUCCCUAACCCCCAGCCAGAUCAAAUCCCUCGAGAAAGGAGAGAAAUCCCUCCCCUCCUACCUCCGACAGGAGACCUCUGUCACCACCAAGGAGCCUGAGGCAGCAGACCCCCACCCUCCAGCUGCUUCCAGGUCCACCAAACAGCGAGCACCCAAACCUCCUGCUCCCCACCCCCCUAUCCCUGUCUCUGUAAGCGCAACACCAUCCAUCUCCAUUUCGUCAAGCCCAUCACCGCCUGUCAGCGUGUCGUCGUCCGUUGCAGGAUGGGAGCGAUCUCAGAGCACCCUGCCAUCGGUCAGCAACACCGUGGAUGAGGUGUUCUCCACCAGCAUGAUGUCCAAGCCCUCCAACCACCCCGCCAGUGUGGAGAAAGAGGAAGAAGGUUCUACUGCCAGCCCCGCCUUUGCCCAGUUCAACACAAGCAACAACAUCCUGAAGACUGGAUUCGACUUCCUAGACAACUGGUAAACCACAGUCGAGGCCAGUCACCGCUAUCUACGAAUGAAUCAUUCUGAUCAUCACUCUAAAGAAGGACCACGCUGCCAUGACCACAGACAUCCACGUCUGGGUGUAACAAACACCAGGCUUUAGAAAUGACCACCAUUAUAUUGUUGUAAUUCUCUUCAGUGGCUUGUUAAGACAUUAUCUCACUCCCUCUCCCUCUCUUGAUUUAGGUUUGAAUCUCUUGGAUGUCUUGCCAAACACCCCCUACCCACUAAAUGCUGACUGAGCAGGGAUUGUGCCCCCUGUCUGUGCAUUCACACUGCAAUAUCUUGGUUGGAAGAUUACAUAAGAGUUUGGAACUGCGUUAAAAAUAUAAUAUAUGUCAUAAAGAAAUUUAGGAGCUAGCUACAGCUGCAACUGCGCCCCAAGGAUAGUUGUCCUCUUUUUACCCUGAAGUCUCUUAAAAUAAAGCAAGGCCGGGGGAUAAAGUAGUUUGGAAAUCAAAUGGUUUAUUAGCCAACACCAAUAAAAAGUUCAGCAGUGGA
This is a messenger RNA of Perca fluviatilis (European perch), 1617 nucleotides long. It is a transcript of the gene c18h1orf198, whose product is annotated as chromosome 18 C1orf198 homolog. NCBI's taxonomy places the organism in Eukaryota, Metazoa, Chordata, Actinopteri, Perciformes, Percidae. The transcript has 6 exons. Bases 35 to 1096 code for a protein of 353 amino acids. The record is from RefSeq and is a predicted model, not a curated record.